UCGUCAUUUCGGGGUCUUCAGCGCUUUGUACGCUCAUCAUUUGGCCAUUUCUUGCUCGGCUGGCAACGAAACCAAAAGUGAUUGUUAAGUGCGCGCAUAACCGUGAAGUGUUUCAGUGCUCGAUUCGCUAGUCAGUCAGUCAGUCAGUUAUUCUGUUUAAUACGACAACAACAACAACAACAGCAACAAACAAUACUACGUACGAUCUGCCCUCCCAUUUCAUUUUACUUGCACAUGCAGGUGUUCAUUUGAUUGCGGCUCCGGUGUAUAUAUGUACAUACGCAUAUAUUGAUACGAAUAUUGAAUAUUGAACAGCGAAAGGAAUUGAUAAUCAAAUAUUCAGUGCACAAAAUUUACUAAAAACACAAAAACAAAAUAAACGACACCAACAGAUACAAAUUAAAGCAAAAAUGCUGCUAAAAAUUCAAUUGGUAUGCUGUCUGGCGCUACUGGCCCAAGCGCAGAACACCAUCGAACAACUGCCGGCCGAUCCCAAUGGUGAGUUGCUGUUCGAGACUGCACACAAGCGACCUGAAGAAGCCAGCGAAUUCCAGACAUCACAUAAAAUUCCCAGACACUCAUUCUUACCCGACUCCGAGUUGGAUUUACUGCAGGGCACCAUGAAUUUAUUGCCGACAAAGGAGCGCCCCGAGCUGAAUCCCGUUUUGAGUGCACUCAUCAAUGAGGAUGUAAUGAAGAGCAUCGAAGCGAAACGUGCCAUUGAAAAGGAGGAGUUGGAGCAAAUUAAAGCUGAGCUGGAUGCAGCGCGUAAUAAGAAAGAGAAGGAGCAAAAAGGCGAGGAUAGCGAACGCGUUGCUGAAGCCACUUAUGCUGUAUUGACGACAGCAGCGCCCAUUAAGAAGGCGGAACUCGAUGAAGAUUUUAAUGUUGGUUUCGUCGAUCAGGCUAUCAAUUUGGAUGCGGCCGGUUCGGAGAGUAAUAAAAAGUCACGUAUUGAAAUUAAGAAGGGACCAAACGGACAAGACUACGAAUACGAAUAUGUUUACUAUUAUGAAGAUGAGGAAGAUGCCAAACCUUCAGAAGCGCCAGUCAAGGCCGAUUCGAGUGAACGCGGCAAGUCACGUUACAGCAAUAUUGAACGCACUACAGCAGCGCCAGCUAGUAAUAGUAUUGUCAGUAGCAAAGCCAAGGGACGCUCAUCGAGCAUUGCGUCAGACAGCGGCGCCGACGAUGUGGAGGCCGAACGUUUGCCUGCCAAUACACGUUUUCCCAGUCGCGGCAAAAAUGUUGAGCCAACACCUGCUAUAGAUUCGCUUGAGAAUGCUGCCGAAAAGAAAAAGAUCAGCGUAAAGCGGCCGAGUCUGGAGCUGGUUGACAGUGCGACCUUCAACACGGACGAGAAACAAGUGAAGGGCAUUCGCAAUAGCGAUACCGAAACAAAAUCAGCAAUUGCCAUUGAACAAGAGACAGCAGCCGCUGCCGCUGCAGCUGAGAAGAAGCAGGCUGAGGAGAAACAACGUCGCCAGCCCACCAUAGGCAGUGAUGAAGAGAGUGCAACCGUUAAAGAUGUGGCUGAUGAAGAGGUAGAGCAGACUACGCUGUCGAUGGAGAAAGCCGCUCUCGAUCUGUAUGCCAUACUACAAAAUGAGAACUUUAAUAUGGAUAUGACAACUGAUGCCGAUACCGAGGUCACCACCGUAUUGCCAGACACCACCAAUCCCGAUGAUGUCGCUAUGACUACACUUAUUGAUGAGGAGCCCAGCUCAACCACGACUACUACAACUACCACAACCACAGAGGCGACAACCACCACAACAACAACUACAACCACAGCCGCACCAACAUUGUUUGGUGGCAAACGUCCGGGCUUGAAUUCGGCCGGACGUAAUCGUUUCAAGUUGAAUAAGGGCGGCAAGAGUGAGGCGAGCACAACGACCACAACAGAGGCGCCACCAUCGGAAGCACCGAAAACAGGCAAAAAUCGUUUCUCACGUCCAUCGAUUGGCGGACGCGCACGUCCAGGCGCACGCACCACCACUGCAGCCCCUGCAGCAGCUGGCGAAGAAGAGGAGGAAGUGGCCGCUCCCAAGGAAGUGAAACCAGUGAGCAGCGGUUUCGGACGUGGCAGACCACGCAAUCGUUUCAACUUACGCAGCACGACUACCACCGAAAAACCCGCCGCCGCUGCCGCUGAUGGAGAGGAAGCUAACGAGGAAGCAACCGUAUCAAGCACAACCGCACGUGCACUUCGUGGCGGACGUCCACAAAUAGGCCUACGUGGUCGCAGCCGCACAACAACUGCCAAACCCGCUGCCACCGAAGAUGAGCACAAAGAAGACGAAGCGGCUGCCAGUGGUGCUGAAGAGAAACCAGCACCAGCACCAGCGAAACCUGCCUCACGUUUCGCCCGUCCUAGUGCUAAUCGCUUGUUGCCGCGCGGUAAAUUGGCGCGCACCACUGAAGCGCCAUCAGCUGAUGAUUCAGCUGCGGACAGCAGUCAUCACAAUGAUGUUAAAGGUGAAGAAAAUGGAGAGGAGCACGCUGAAAAGGCGGCCGAGACGGAAGCUAAGCCCGCAGGUCACCAUGGACUGAAUCGUCUGAAGACGCGUCCACAAUUGCAUAAGACUGAGAACGCCAAAUCCAAGGCGGCACCAGCGUCAGUGGCGCCACGUAAAAUCAAUCCACUGUUGGCUAAGCGUCGUCUGCAGCUCGGACACUCCACAACGGAAGCGCCCGCCGAGGAGGACAAUGCCACCGCCGCCGAAGAAACAAAAACAGAAGAGGAGAGUGUACCAGCCGCUGCUGCCUCAGCUGAUGCGCCUGCCACCGAUGAUAGUGCCAAGGAUGCCGAGGCGAGUGACACCGCCGAAACGACAACAAAACAACAAGCCCGCGGUCUUGGACUACUCACGCAAAGAAGGCGCCUGCCGCUGCGCAAACCCGGCACAAUACUGUAAAUUUAUUGAGCGUCUGUGUGAUGAAUGAAAUUCCGGUGUGCGUGCGUAAGUGUGAGUGUAUUGGUAUGCGAGUGCGCGUAAAAAGCAGCGCCUAAAAGCAGCAAAGAUUGAUAAAGGUGGAGAAAAGGCGCUGAAACUUUUUGCUACCACUGAACUGUUGCCUGAGCCCAUAUGCCGCACAACGCCACGCCGCCCGAAUCGAUUUUUUAUAAAGAGGGAAAACAUAAUGAAAAAAAUUUAAUAUAACAUUUGAUAAUUUUACUAUUUGUUAUUUGUAGUUUGAAGUAGAAGCGAAUGAUGAAAAAAUACUCGUUAGAAAAGAUAAAAAUUCUUUUGGCUUGUUUUCGGCCACAGUCGAUUUUUUUUAUUAAUAAAUAUUUAAAAUAUAUUUUUUUUAUGAAUACAUACAUAAAUAUGUAUGUUAUGUACGGCUCGUAUGUGAACUAAUUAAUUACGAGUGGAAAAAUAUGCCCCCAAUUCUAUACGCCACAGCGAGUGUUGUAUGAAGUACUUACGAUCACAUGCAUGUGCGUGCAAACAGGUAUGUAUACAUAUGAACAUGUAUGCAUGUACAUAUAUAAAAUAACGAUGUACGCGUAUUUUAAGUGUGUACCUUUUAUAUUGUAUAAGCAUUUAUAAUUACAUACACACAUACAUGUUUACAUAAAAAUAUAACUGUAAAUGUAA
Molecule: messenger RNA, 3605 nt
Organism: Ceratitis capitata (Mediterranean fruit fly)
Lineage: Eukaryota; Metazoa; Arthropoda; Insecta; Diptera; Tephritidae
Product: nuclear pore complex protein DDB_G0274915
Exons: 6
Coding region: 411-2918 (835 amino acids)
Source: RefSeq, a predicted model, not a curated record